This is a messenger RNA of Dovyalis caffra, 414 nucleotides long. The record is from the annotation of a GenBank genome assembly. NCBI's taxonomy places the organism in Eukaryota, Viridiplantae, Streptophyta, Magnoliopsida, Malpighiales, Salicaceae.
AUGGAAUCAAAUUCGGUAGUGCACAAUGGAGGAUGCCAUUGCAGGAGAGUAAGGUGGCGAGUUCAAGCACCGAGUAAUGUUGUAUCUUGGGACUGCAAUUGUUCUGAUUGUUCCAUGAGGGGUAACAUUCACUUCAUUGUCCCUGCUGAAAGGUUCGAGCUUCUGGGAGAUUCCAAAGAAUUCCUUACGACCUACACCUUCGGCACGCAUACAGCAAAGCACACAUUCUGUAAGGUUUGUGGCAUAACUUCGUUUUAUUAUCCACGAUCAAAUCCAGAUGGGAUUGCAGUUACAUACAGAUGUGUUGAUCCGGGGACUCUCACUCAUGUCGAGAUUAAGCACUGUGAUGGGAGGAAUUGGGAAAGGUCAUACAUUCAGACAGGCAUUGCUUCAUACUCUAAAAUUGCUGCAUGA